AUGGAGGCACUCGCCGAUGAGCUUGAGCGCGACUUCAUCCUGCUUGGUGCGACGGCCAUCGAGGACCGUCUGCAGGACGGCGUGCCCGAGACGAUUGCCGACUUGAAGCGGGCAGGCAUUAAUAUCUGGGUCGCCACUGGUGACAAGCUCGAGACUGCCAUUGCAAUUGGAUAUAGCACGAUGCUUAUUGCGCCUGAUAUGAACUUGAUUGUUGUGCGCGGCGGUGAGUAUGGCUCUAAACAUUCCGCGUACACCCAGCUGGAAAUGGCCAUGGACCGUUUCUUUGGCGGCAUCGACGCCAGUGAAAUGGAGCAUCCGCCACCACCCUCUAUGGUCGACACGUUCGAUGGUCAAAGUGUGAUGACUAACACCUCACUUGUUGGCGAGGAAAAUGGCUCACGCCCUGGUGGUUACGCACUCGUGAUUGACGGACAUGCCCUUUCGUUCGCAUUAAAUGAGCCACACAGUCGCGAGCUGUUGAUUCGCGUCUCGAAGAACUGUCGUGCGGUCAUUUGUUGCCGCGUGAGUCCCUUGCAAAAAGCCCUGAUCGUGCGCUUGGUCAAACAAGGCCUCAAUGGCAUUACUCUUGCGAUUGGCGAUGGUGCCAAUGAUGUGUCGAUGAUCCAGGCAGCACAUGUUGGAGUAGGUGUGGCUGGCGAAGAAGGAUUGCAAGCAGUCAAUUCGGCGGACUAUGCAAUUGGCCAGUUUUACUUUCUAAAGCGGCUGAUUCUCGUACACGGACACUGGUCGUAUUAUCGAAACAGCACCAUGGUGAAUGUGUUCUUCUACAAGCAAAUGGUACACACCGGUACGCUUUUCUGGUUCCAGAUCUACUGUGCGUGGUCAACGUCACAAGCAAUCGACUAUGUGUAUCUGCUGUUGUACAACGCCAUUUGGACCGUGGCGGCGGUGAUUGGAAUCGGCAUCUUUGACCGGAACGUGUCAGACCACGUCUUGAUGCAGGUACCUGAGCUUUAUGGCGUGUCACGUAAGCAGCAGUACUUCGGGAUGUGGCGCUUCUUGGGCUAUAUGCUCGAUGGCGUCUUUCAGUCUGUCGUACUGUUUUUCCUGUUGAUGUACUUCUACGACACAACGUCUACCCGAAUAGACGGCUACGAUAUUGAUUUGUACGAGCCGACGACAAACAUGGUAUUAUCCACCGUCCUUGCGGCCAAUCUGUACGCGGGCAUUGAAUCCAUGGCAUGGACAUGGUGGAUCUUUGGUGUUGUGUGGAUCCCGACGUUGCUUUUGUUUGUUUUCGAGCCCAUCUAUGCCGCCUUCCCACCCACUUUAAUUUGGACGCAUUCAUGGGGCAACAAUUAUUAUCUGUAUCGGUCGGCCCAAUUCUGGGUAGGUGGCAUUCUCACAGCUUUCCUUUCGAUCCUGCCCCGCAUCUUGUAUGAAUAUUUGCGCAUUCACUUCUUUCCCACGGAUGUGGACAUUUUGCAUUACAUCGACGCUCGCGAUCCAAACCACGACUACGUCCACGACCCACAAAUGCCUGGCUUGCGUGCGGCGCAAGCCUAUGAGUCUGAAGUCGAUGCAGAUGCGUCGCGUGCUCCGGUCGGCGAUACGUACCCGCUAAUGCCCACACAGAGCCGCACAAGCAGUAUUUACCACGACAUGAGCACUGGCGAAGCCCGACCGUACCGUGGGUACUCCUUCUCUGCGUCGGACAAGCCGGUGCCCAAGCCCAAAAAGGUCAUGCGUCGCCUCAAACAAAUUUUCAAGCCACAUGGAAAGCGCAAACACAGCGACUUUUCCUAUGUGCGUUCGAGUCAAACGCGUGACGACGAUAUUGUCGAGCGUAAGGAACCAUUGCAUGUCGAUGACGCCACUGACGUUGAUGGUAUGAAGCACCAGUCCUACCUCGAUGAUGGUGUCAUUUUUGCUGAAUCGUCGGGCGAUGAGCAGCACACACGAUUUCAUACUGCCUUUUCAGCUCCGCCCCCCUCCGACUUUCCGUAUGGCGGCUACCCUUCGCUUCAACAAGAGCAGCAGGGGCAUUUGCCUCAGGCACCUCCCCUGUUUGUUCCGGUCCAUGGACCAAUCCCUUCUUCCUCUGAGGCUUAUUAUACCGCCAUGGAGCACAAUGGAUCACGACAAGUUUAUCAGUAG
This is a messenger RNA of Malassezia globosa CBS 7966, 2118 nucleotides long. RefSeq lists its product as uncharacterized. Gene Ontology annotation, cellular component: plasma membrane; trans-Golgi network. Gene Ontology annotation, molecular function: magnesium ion binding; ATP hydrolysis activity; ATP binding. The coding region runs from base 1 to 2118 and encodes 705 amino acids. NCBI's taxonomy places the organism in Eukaryota, Fungi, Basidiomycota, Malasseziomycetes, Malasseziales, Malasseziaceae. The transcript has a single exon. Gene Ontology annotation, biological process: phospholipid translocation. The record is from RefSeq and is a predicted model, not a curated record.